GGGGGGGGGGCGGGGAAGAGCGCUCCGGAGGCCGCAGCUCCCUGCACCGCCCACGCCGGGCGCGGGGCGGGGUCUGUCCCGGCUCUCCGGCCGGGCUGGCCGCCAGGGGGUGCUGCGUGAGCCGCUUCCCGGAGCGCCCACGCCAUGGCGCAGGCCCGCGUGCUCCUGCUGCUCUCGGGGCGCGCGGAGCCCGCGGGCUUCGCGCGGAGCGUGUGCGGCCUCUUGGGCCUGGGGCCCGGCCCGGGGCCCUGGCGGGUCUACUGCGGCCUGGAGCGGGGCCGGCUGCUGCUUUCGAACAGCUCCUUCUCGGGCGCCACGGCGCGGCUCCCCCUGCAGCGCUCCCCGUUCUGCCCCUUCUCGGCCCUGGAGCAGCAGCCCCCUGGAGCUGCGGGACCAAAGCAGUCGCCCGACCGCGGAGUGGACUUGGGGGUGGCUGUCAUCCUGCAGUCCCGUGACCAGACCGUGCUCCUGACCCGGAGGGCCUCGAGCAUGCACACGGCCCCUAACCUCUGGGUCCCUCCAGGUGGACACGUGGAACUGGAUGAGGAGCUGCUGGAUGGUGGGCUUCGGGAGCUGUGGGAGGAGACAGGGCUGCAGCUGCCCCAAGGCCAGUACUCCUGGUUCCCUCUGGGACUGUGGGAGUCUGCCUAUCCCCCCAUGCUGAGCCAAGGCCACCCCAGAUAUCACCACAUUGUUCUCUAUGUACUGUUGACUUCCCAGGAAACAGAGCAGCAGCUACAGGAACGGAUCCACCCAAACCAGGAAGAGGUCAGUGCCUAUGCCUGGCUGAAGCCAGAUGUAUUGGCAGCAGUGGCAGCCUCUGAAGACGGACCAGAGAUGACUGAGCCUCUCUCUCAAUACCUGCCGCCUUUUGUUCAGGCAGUGGAGCUUCAGGGAGAUGUGGCCCAAAGCCUGGACCUGCCUGUGUCUAUCCUGCUCCGGAAGUCUCUGAACACAAGGAAGAAUGAGGAGAGGGUCAGUAUGGGAACCAAAUUUGCUCUUGGUCUAUGGCUCGAGCAUCUGAAGAGGUCCUCAAAGUAUUAGCCACACUCCUCCCCAAAGCCAGAAUCGGAAUAAAACUGGACAUCAGAUGCCAAGCCUCCUCAGCACCAUCAAAAGAAGCAAAGGCUUCAUCUUUCAGAUCUAGACCUCAAGAAAGCCAAGUAGAUGAGGCACUCUCCAUUUCCCUAUGGACAUACAUAGGAUUCACAACCUUUAUUGUCGGUGAGAACGUUACUACAAUUUUGAAAAUAAGAAAUUAAAUUAAAACAAAGGUCAUAAAAGAGGGAAGGGUGAAUUUGGGGAAGGGGGGACAGAAUGUCUCCCCCUCCAAAGGUGCAGAAUGAGUUCCAUGACCAUAACUCUAAGACUAUGGAUCCCACUGGAAACUCAGACCCCAGGAUAGGGAGGCCUUGGGGAAUCGUCAUCAACUUAAAUAUAUAUAUAUAUUUAUUUAUAUGUAUAAAUAGAGAACCAGGCAACAGGACAAAACCCUACCUUCUCUCCCAUCCCAAACCUUAGAGAGGCAGAGGAGGUAGAUCUCCUCAUCUCAUCCUCAGUCAGACUGAGAAAGGAACAAGGGUCAUCUUUGGAGUUUUUUGGUUUUUCUCAUUUAUGUACAAAAAGCUGCAAGUGAAAAUAGAGAUCUCAGGCCCUG
Molecule: messenger RNA, 1657 nt
Organism: Trichosurus vulpecula (common brushtail)
Lineage: Eukaryota; Metazoa; Chordata; Mammalia; Diprotodontia; Phalangeridae
Gene: NUDT17
Product: nudix hydrolase 17
Exons: 8
Coding region: 145-1044 (299 amino acids)
Biological process (GO): NADP+ catabolic process; NAD+ catabolic process
Cellular component (GO): cytosol
Molecular function (GO): NADH pyrophosphatase activity
Source: RefSeq, a predicted model, not a curated record